This is a messenger RNA of Anopheles moucheti, 1409 nucleotides long. Its product is annotated as epoxide hydrolase 3-like. The record is from RefSeq and is a predicted model, not a curated record. The transcript has 6 exons. Gene Ontology annotation, molecular function: hydrolase activity. Lineage: Eukaryota; Metazoa; Arthropoda; Insecta; Diptera; Culicidae. Bases 1 to 1353 code for a protein of 450 amino acids.
AUGGCGAAUCUGCCUUCCAUUACAAACCGCAGUAGCGCGGUUGUUAAACCGUACGACUAUUGCCACUGUACGAUGAGUGACGUAUUCAUUCACACGCUGUGUCCUCCCUUCAUCUUAUCGUACGGUGUUUGGCGCAAACUCACUACCACCGCGUCGAGCGGCGGCGUCGUCUAUCGAUCGCGACAAACAACCGGCAUCAGCGUCGCACCACGCUCAGUGCGUCGUGGAAGUCGGUGUGCACCACAUCACACAAUACUCAACAACCGCAGCGACAGCACACGUUGGCGGGGCCCAACCCAAAAUAAUCAACAUAUCGCCAAAACGAUCACGAUGGUCCAGUACUACAUCCGGGAGUCGAUACAGUUCGUUGUGGCGUACGCGCUCUGUGUGUUCUACAGCUUGCGCGUGCUGUUCGGCAUACUGGUGCUGUUCGUUACGAAACCGCACACGAAAUUUUGGACCACAAAGGAACGACCGGUACCGCCGGAUUGUCUGAAGAACCACGAGUACGGUGUGGACAAGUACCAGAAUGCGAAUGGCAUCCGCAUCCAUUACGUGGAAAAGGGAGAUCCGUCCAAGCCGCUCAUGGUGUUUGUGCACGGGUUUCCCGAAUUUUGGUUCUCGUGGCGCCAUCAGCUGAAGGAGUUCUCCAAGGAUUACUGGGUUGUGGCGCUGGAUAUGCGUGGGUACGGUGAUACCGAGAAACCUCAGUACCGCUAUGCAUAUCGCAUCGACAACAUGACAGAGGACAUACGGUGCCUGGUGCGUGCAUUAGGACGCCAAAAGUUUACACUCGUUGCACACGAUUGGGGCGCAGUGAUCGGAUGGCACUUUAUAACGAAGCACAUGGACAUGAUCGACCGAUACAUCAUGAUGGAUGCUCCAUCGCAGAAAAUAGCUCGUAAGCUUUUCUCCACCAGCAAAACACAGUUCAAAAUGUCUUGGUACAUCUUCUUCUACCAAAUGCCAUGGCUGCCGGAGUUCUUUGUGCGGCUUGGGGACUUCCAAAUCUUUAAAAUGAUAUUCAGCCAGCACGGUGGUCCCGAAGUGGUUGAGGCAUUUAAAUAUACCUUCUCCAAGCCGAACGGUAUGACGUACCCGAUCAACUACUACCGGGAGAAUUUCCGGUUCUUCACGAAGAAGCUGACGCCGCCCAGGCCGAAAACGUUUGCCCGGGGACUGUAUUUGCUGGGCGAAAAAGAUCUGUACAUCUCGAAGGAAACGGGCCCGCUCAUGCAGCAGGAGUUUGAGAAUCUUGAGUUCCGUGUUGUGCCCGGUGUCGAUCACUUCCUGCAGCAGCACAAACCCGAGGUGGUUAAUCAGUACAUGCGAGAGUUCUUGUCCAAGAAUUAGUGUACUUUGCGGGCAGGAAGAGUAGAAAUUGUUUUGCAUUUUCUACUGUUUUAUUU